UCUAAAUCAGGAGAUACGUCGACGUUAAUGAAUCGCCAUUUUAGAAAGAAGGAGAGCUGUUCGGAACAAUAGCAGUCAGUUAGCUACGUGCUUCAACGUUAUAGUACAUAUUUUUAUUUUAUCCAGUGAUCCUACAACGCAGAAAUGUCUCGGGACAGAUUUAACCUUAAUGUUAGAGGAAAUAAUCGUGGAGCUGGAUUUCAACGCCGGGGAGGUGCUGGCCCGAUGCGAGGUGGAAUGGGUAACAUGAAUAAUUUUAGACAAAACCAACACCCUUUUCAAAGAGGGCCUCAUCCCGGUAACUUUGGAAAACCACCCAACCAGAUACCUCAGAUAACCCCUCAGAAGCCACCCGCACCAACUCUUUCCCAGCCAGGCGCUCAAGCGAUUCGGCCACCACCUACUCCUGGCCCUGCGCUAACCAUGAAGGGCCCCAUACAGCAACAGCAGGCCGCCGCCGCCGCAGCAGCUCCGGUCGCCGUAGCGGCAGCAACUCCGACGACCGCAGCAGCAGCAACUCCGAUGGCCGCACCUCCGGCGGCCGCAGUAGUAGCGCCGGCUGCUCAACCAAAAAUGCUGUCCCCACCUCCGAAGCCUGUUCCUCCGAAACCCGCACUUUCAUCUCCCCCACCAAACCAAAUUAAAAAACCCGCUCUCUCAUCUCCCCCACCAAACCAGAUGAAUAGAAACCUGCAAAGACCAGGACCCGGCAACGCCAAUGGGAAUAAAUCUGCACCCGCGAACAAAAAACCUGAACCUCAAACGCAGAAGAACACUUCAAAUGAGGCCGAAGAAGCCCAGCCCCCCAAUGAGUUGCGAGCGACAUUGUCCUCGUUGCGCAGACCUGGCGAGAAGACAUACACUCAACGAUGCCGCCUUUUCAUUGGAAACCUUCCCAACGAUAUCUCGGAUGACACAUUCAAGAAGCUGUUUGCGAAGUAUGGCGAGCCCAGUGAGAUUUUCAUCAACAAAAACAAAGGCUUUGGCUUCAUACGGCUCGAAUCCCGUGCAUUGGCUGAGAUAGCUAAAGCUGAGCUGGAUGACGUACCCAUGAAAGGCAGACCGCUUCGGGUGCGCUUUGCAACUCACUCGGCUGCACUGUCUGUGAAGAACUUAUCACCUUUUGUUUCCAAUGAGCUACUGGAGGAGGCCUUUUCCCAGUUUGGAGUGGUGGAGAGGGCUGUUGUAAUUGUAGAUGAUCGCGGGCGCUCCACUGGCAAGGGCAUUGUCGAAUUUGCCUCUAAACCUGCUGCACGAAAGGCCCUGGAUCGUUGCAAUGAUGGAGUCUUCUUGCUCACCACGUCACCUCGUCCAAUCGUCGUUGAGCCCCUCGAACAAUACGAUGAUGAGGAUGGUCUACCAGAGAAACUGGCACAGAAGAACCACAACUAUCAUCAGGAGCGGGAGGAGCCACCCAGGUUUGCCCGUCCUGGCACUUUUGAGUUUGAAUACUCUAAGCGUUGGAAGUCCCUGGACGACAUGGAGAAGCAGCAGCGCCAGCAAGUGGAGAAGAACAUCCGCGAAGCCCGCGAGAAACUGGAGGGAGAGAUGGACGAUGCUUUCCAUGUGCACCAGGCCAACAUGAUCCGCCAAGAUCUGCUGAGGCGUGAGGAGGAGCUACGACGCAUGGAGGAGAUGCACAGUGCGGAGAUGCAGAAGAGGAAAGAGAUGCAGCUCAGGCAGGAGGAGGAACGUCGCAUACGUGAGGAGGAGACGCUCCGCCAGAGGGAGAUUGAGGAACAAAUCCGGCGCAAGCGGGAGGAGGCCUACAGAAGUGGGAACUUCAUGGACAAUAGGGAUAUGAGAAUGACUCAGGGUGGCGCCAUGGGCAUGGCUGACAAUCAAUUUGGCUCACCCAACCAGAAGUUCCCCAUGGGACUCCAAGGCAUGGGGGCACCUAACGCUGGGGGAGCCAUGAUGCCCAAUGAAAUGCGCAACGAGCGGAACUUCCCUCAGGGAGGCCGGGGGGCAAUGGGUCCUAACAACCAAGGGUUUGGCAGGGUCCGUGAGGAGUUUGAUGGGCCUGCCAAGAAGCCCCGCUUUUAAAUCUUUUCAGUGUCCCUCAUAGCAGUGUUUUUGUGUAGAUUCUCUGAACAUCUUCACAUUGAGUCAUUGUUAUAUUUAAGUUGAAAGUGUUCUUGCACUUUAGCCUGAAUACUCAUUCAUUUUAUGGCAAGUUAGGUUUUUCUUUUUUGAUUUUGUAUUUGUAGUGUGAAAUUGAUGAAUUGGUCACUCAGUAAUCACAUAGUGCUAUCCCACCUAUGUUUAACUUUCUUUCCAGUUGUAUCGUGCUCGUGUCGUAAAUGGUGAUAAAUGUAACAUUUUGUCACCUUUCUAUGGCUGUGUUUUGUGCCAUUUAAGAUUUGAACUAAAGACAUGUAACUUUACAAUAAAGACCUAAUUUGGUUCUUUCCAAACCUUCUUAAAGUUUAUUUUAACCCAAUUUUGAGUCGUUAUCCUAAAUAAGCCCAGCAAGAGUUGACAAGCCUUUUUCCCUAGAGGUUUAUUAUGUUGGACGCCGGGGGUGAACAGCAACUUUAUAAUGUAAAUGAUCACCAUGUGAACUAAGUGGAACAACAGAUGCAUACUGGACAGUAUCGAUAAAGAAAGUUGACAUUUUAGAGCACAAUUAGGCCUAGUAGAAAUUGUACUUUUGGGGCCCAAUUUUGACAAUGGAAAUUAGCAGUGCUGGUGUCAAACGCGAUUAAUGCUUCUAGAAUUGUUUGUUUAUAAAAAUGUCCUCUUUGACCACAUUUAACUUCUCAAAGCAGCACUUGAUUCAUCCACUGUCUCUUGAUAUUGCAUCAUUCAAUCUGUUUAAUUGGAAUGUAUGUAUCAUACAUGGGAAUGUAUGAAAACGAUUUAAGAAUGUUACCCUAAAUAAUUCCAGUUUAGGGCCUCCCGGGUGGCGCAGUGGUCUAGGGCAUUGCAUCGUAGUGCUAGCUGCGCCAACAGAGUCUGGGUUCGCCCCCAGGCUCUGUCGCAGCCGGCCGCGACCGGGAGUUCCGUGGGGCGACGCACAAUUGGCAUAGCGUCGUCCGGGUUAGGGGGGGUUUGGCCGGUAGGGAUAUCCUUGUCUCAUCGCGCUCCAGCGACUCCUGUGGCGGGCCGGGCGCAGUGCGCGCUAACCAAGGGGGCCAGGUACACGGUGUUUCCUCCGACACAUUGUUGCGGCUGGCUUCCGGGUUGGAGGCGCGCUGUGUUAAGAAGCAGUGCGCCUUGGUUGGGUUGUGCUUCGGAGGACGCAUGGCUUUCGACCUUCGUCUCUCCCGAGCCUGUACGGGAGUUGUAGCGAUGAGACAAGAUAGUAAUUACUAGCGAUUGGAUACUACGAAAAUUGGGGAGAAAAUGGGAGAAAAUUUAAAAAUAAUAAUAAUUCCAGUUUCAGCCACUGUCUUCUUAGGUCAUCAUUCAAGUGGCCAUGUUAUUAUGAGAAACGGGAACUGUGAGAGAAGUGGUACCCUUCAAGCUAUCAUAUAGCUUUUUCAGCCUUCCACUUUGUUAAUUUUAUUUAUGGCUCCUUCUCUGAAUUUCUUUAGUGUCUUUCAUAGCCUAAGCUCUGAUAAACCAACAGGGAUGUGAACUGAUUCAUUCCAGUGACUAUAGUCACUUUGAAGUUUCACAUGAACAGAUUGGACAACUAGGUCUGAAACAUCAUUAAAGGGAGAGCUUGGUUUUUAGCAAUGAAGCCCUUUAUCAACUUCCCCAGAGUCUGAUUAAUUUGUGCCUACCAUUUUACGUCCAUUAAGAAUAAAGUUAGAGGUAAUUUCGUGAGCCAGUAUUAACUAGUGCUAGCUUAAUGCAAAGACAAAUUCUUGAGGAUGCUAGCUGUACCUGGACUUCCAGUCCUUGCGCUAAACUAGUUAGCAUUUUCUCCCAAAACAACCUCUUAUACUGGACGCAGAGACACACUUGUGACCACCAUUUUACGUCUGACUGGGGAAGUAUAUAAAGGGCUGCAUUGCUAAAACCCAAAGCUCUCCCUUUUAGGAUUAGGGCACAUUGUUUUAAAACUGUCAACGUUAUCUUUCACGCAUUUAUGAAGAUGUUGAGAUAUGAAAACGCCAGCCCUUUGCAACGGAUUUUCUUGAUUUUUAAGACUGCUCGAUUAGACCUCUAAAUCUGUGAGACUUAAGACAAAGCACACCAAAGGGUAGAUAUGUCAGCGAUGUAAGCAACCACAAAAAAUAUAUAAAUAUAUAUAUAUAUAUAUAUAUAUAUAUUUACCAAGAAAGCUACUGAGAAUGGAGAACAUUUUCCGUGUAAUUACAUUUAUUUAUUUAUUGAAGAUCAAACUUGUGCGCCUACGAGUUUAAAAAUAAUCUCAUCCAUAUUUUUUACAUCGGUAUUGAAAUUGCACUAGUCACUCUGUACUUGAACUCAAUAGGCUCUUAGAAUUUUGUCAAUUUCAAACUUGACAAUUACAGCACAAAGACUGAUCAUGGUUGUGCUCAAUGUUACUCAAAUGACUACAAACAUUCAGUUGUUUAUCAAAACAGUUGUCUAAACAAAUCUGAUUGAAUACCUUAACAAAAGUAAUGUAAACCAUCAAACGUUCAAUGUUGUUCCUGUAUGUUUGUUUUGUGUACAUUUCUUCUUUGACAGGUUUGGCCACUUUAAUGGUUGCCGUGUGUAAGGAGACAUUUCUAAAACAAGAAGUCCUAGGCCUAACUGAGUCGCACUUAAUACAGUUUACUCCUUUGACUUGUCUUACACAGACCAACCCGAUGAAGAGUCUUGCCUUAGUGAAGAGUUUUCAGUAAUGUAACAGGAUACCAGUUGGUGAAAUAUUUUUUUGAUUUAACAGAACAGUAAAUAGCAACCCACUGUGACUGAAAUCGGAACUGACACCCCAUCUAAAAUUCUAACUGGGUGUUGGAAGACAAUGAAUGAAGCCAGUUUGCCAGAAUGGCUAAAUAACAAGAAGGCUGGAUCUGGCAGUGUUUCUUAGGGUGUAUGUUUCUAGGUGAACUCUUUAGUCAGCUCUUCCCGGACUACUCACCAAGUUGGUCAACUUGCUAUACUAAUGUUGACCUACUGUCAACUCGGUGGGAUGUAGGACUAGAAGUAGCAAUGUACUGGGAAAGAAAGAUCAGACACAUUUUAAAUGAAAUUUCAACACAAUCUGUGGUGAUCUUAUGCUAACAAAGGAAAUGACCACGGUUGCUUUAUUUGAGCCUGUUGGGCUUUGUUUACAGGCAGCCCGAUUCUGAUAUUUUCCCCACUAAUUACUCUUUUGACCCAAUCACAUCAGAUCUUUUCAGAGCAUAUCUGAUUUGUCAAAAGACUAAUUAGUGGGUGAUAAAGUUUAAGAAUUGGGCUGCCUGCCUAAACGCAGCCAUGUCAUACUGUUUGCAGAUUGAAUCACAGAUCAGAGGACAAACUAAUGGUUAAAAUAAAUGUAGCUAGCUUUGUUUAUGCACCUGUAGUGGGAAUGUAGAUCACCCCUUAGUUAUUUUUAUAUAUAUAUUUGUUGUCCUGGCUUUAUAUGGAUUAUUGAAGUACUCUGAAAUAGUUGCCAGACUUGUAUAACCGAUGGAAGUCUAUGGUAGAACUUCCCCUUAUUCCCCGUCACCCUUCAGCAGACUGAGGAGACCUGCGUACCUAUAAGGAGCGAGAAGCUUCUCUUUGUCAAGUGUCUUGAGUGCAUGGGCGUGCAGUAGCUGUGCAAUAAAGUCCAACAGCCAGCCUGCCCCAUUCCGCAGUAGAGGCUCCAAGUAAAGGCUCCGGCAGUUGGUUACGUUGAGGAUCAGUAGUUCUGCAGAAGUCAGUGGACAGUAGAGCCUGGACUUGUGUGCAGCGAGAGGUAUGCUUACAGAGCCACUGAAAAGGUAAGUGUUCCUGUAAAUGAUUUGUUUAAAUGCCAAACAUUUCCUGCUCUACCUUCCUCUGUCACCUGACGUGAUGUGACAAUACAGGGGUUCUGGCAUCACACUUCUGAAAAAUGGAAUCACAGUGCAGUACUCGUUCCUCCCUCCAUAUGUGAACGUGUGGCAAUGUGUUUUUAGCCUGUGCAGUAUCUGGUAUUUUCCCUUCCAUUUCUGACUCAAGCUGGUCUCUGUAUGAAACAAACUGUAUAUGGACUGCUGUGUCACUGGCUCAACAAAUAGUGUAUGAUGGUGUAUACCCACAACUUGACUUGGGUUCAAUCAACACAACUCCUUUUGCUGAGACUUCUUUCAAGCUGUAAUGACGAGUGCAAUGGGGGGGAGGGUUACUGGCAAUUGUUUUUUGACAUUGAAUUAUUAGGUUCCUUGGCCCUGUAGAAGGGACUUUUGGUUGUUGGUGGGGGGAGCUUUAUUGUUGAUCUUGACCUAUUUCAUCAAGUAAUAUAAGGAGCAAUUUGUGAAGCUUGUCCAAUGUUUGCCUAAUAUUAGAACAUCAUUUACUUUGCCUAUAUUGCAAACCUUCAUACAGUAGCCUAAGUCAUGUAGACCUAGGCUACAAUGUUGCAGUUAAGGUGUAUCGUAGUACUCGAGCACAGGACUCUGACUCAAGUCGAACUAGUUAUUUUCAAUACAGAAACGGUAGCUUUGACUCACGCAAUAUUCAGCGCUAGAAUCUUUUUUUGUGCAUGUGAGGAUCAUCCUGGUGACCAAAUGUUCAUUUCGACUUGACGUGUGCUCUAAGUGGACUUCCUUUUUUUGGAAGUCUACAGCGCAAAACUGGCAAGUGAUAUUUGCCCAGUUGAUUCUGUUACGGCAAAGGUGAAACUCGCUUAAAGGACCCCUAACGAGUAAUUGUUAACGUAUUUUAUCAGAGGUUCAGACUUGCGGUGUCCGAAUACCCAUACUAGCGUACUAUGUACUCCUCGUCGCAUACUAUUUAGCACGUACCGUUUAGUGAAAAGUAUGCAGUAUGCCACAGCCGCAACGCAGUAGUGGCUUGUGACUGGCUGAGUGCGGGUGGGUUUUUCCAGCCUGAUAAUAGCUCAUAUUUGAUACGUUACUCUAAUCUCUGAAUAGGAAUGGCGUAAUAUGCCUACUCAGGAUGGUUAUAGGCAGACUACCACAUUCGACCUAUACCAUAAGCCAUUUAUCCUAUUUUUAAAAGGACAAACAGACUUUGGUUCCAUUUCAACAUAUUCAUUAGUGAAACCAAAGGGCUGUGAGAUAUCAAAAUAUAAAUGCAACAAUUUAAAUGAUUUUACUGAGUUACAGUUCAUAUAAGGAAAUCAGUCAAUUGAAAUAAAUUGGGCAGGGGCACAGCCAUGGGUGGCCCUGGGAGGACGUAGACCCACCACUGGGGAGCCAGGGCCAGCCAAUACCUCCCCCCAAAAAAUAAUCCCCCCACAAAAGGGCUUUAUUACAGACAAACUCAGGAGUAUUUCUCUAUCUGCUCUCCGGGUGGCUGGUCUUAAACAAUCCUGUUUUAGAAGCCGGAUGUGGAGGUCCUGGGCUGGCGUGGUUACACAUGGUCUGCGGUUGUGAGGCCGGUUGGACGUAUUGCACGUUUUCUACAACUACUUUGGAGGCAGUUUAUGGUAAAGAAAUGAACAUUCAAUUCUCUGGUGGGAAACCCUGCAGUCAAGUCAGCAUGCCAAUUGCACACUCCCUCAACACUUGAGACAUCUGAUAUAACUGCAGAUUGUAUCAGGUGCUCCCGUGUAAUGAUCAUGCUGUUUAAUCAUCUUGAUAUGCCACACCUGUCAGGUGGAUAGAUUAUCUUGGCAAAGGAUAUAUGCUCACUAACAGGGAUGUAAACACAUGUGUGCACAAAAUACUAACAUUUUAAGGAGAACAAAAACUACUUUGCCUACAUUUGAACACUGCUGAAUCUUCCCAAUUUAAGUAGCGUUGUUUUGUUUGUCUACUUGACGAGAACUAUAGCCCAUCACUCACAGUCCCCCUGUUUCAAUGCAUUGUCGACGUGUGCAAGGAAUUCUACUAGAUGAAGGGCAGAAAUGAGUAACAUCCUGGCAUUUAAACAAAUUCACACGCUGUAACACGUUGUUGUAUUCUGGGAAUGUGUCAUGCGAGAUUGCGUUUGCUAUUUGUUGAUUUCGGAAGCUCAUCCACAUAUCUAAUUGAUCAGCUAAUGUCAAAGCCUGGAUGUAUGACACCCUGGAUUUAAAGUGUGCUCGAUUUUUGAAAUGUUGCAUACUAUUAGACUUUAUUUUUCCUGCAUACUCAUGCGGCCUACUGUUUUAGGAUGAAAGUAUAGGUAUUCGGACGCGGCCACUGCAUUUUCAAUGCAGAAAUAAUAGGGAGCAGUGAAUUGUACUAGUGUUUGGGCUCUUUCAGUCCUCUUUCCUGCCUGUCUUGUCACACGCCAGUAGCCCAGUUUUUUGGGGGAUGCAUAUGUGAUCGGCAACCUCCAAUUUCCAGAUUUUCUUGGUUGUGCGGUUCAUCAUUAUGGGAUCUUACACGUUUUCAGUUGCUCCCCUAGGUAAAUUAGGAAGGUUUUAGUUUGACUUAUGACUUUUUGUGACACCCAGUUUUCAUUUAUUUGCUGUGAUGAGAUAGUAAUGGAAAUGGCCAACAUGAGCUUGUAGAUUUUUAUUUUCUACUUGACAACUGAGUCCAGGCUGGGAACAGCCUCUACUGUUGUAGAAUGUUACUUUGGUGUAUUGCUAAGGUCAACUAAAACGUGUCAUUUUCAAGCGUUUAUCCACUGGGCUAUUCUUGGGCGGGUGGACAGUCGGGGGACUGGGUUUGGGUCUAUCUGGGUCAUUCACAACCUAGCUAUUCAUAAAGAGCACUUGGUCACGUCACUUGAUACUAUAGUGUGGCAACUACCAUACACAAGAAGGCACUGUUUCUCUUUCUCUCUCCUGUGCUUUGGAAAGACCUAUGACUCUGUCCAAAAAAUGGCAGUCUGUUUUUUUUCUUCCCUUGUGCAUUUUAGGGCUGACCCCAUGUCGUCGAUUAUUUGGUCGAUAGACCGUGUACGUUGGCCGAGAUUUCUUAAGUUGAGCAGUAGCAAAACAAAAAUAAGUGAAUGGUGUACAAGACACCUGUCUGAUUCGCGCCUGUCUAAGUGGACUAAUCUAUUGUGGAGGCCCCGUGGGGGUGGCUCAGUUAUCACUCUAAGACAUGUGCUAUUGAAAUAGUAUAUGGUUAAGGACAAUGGUGCAACACUAAAAUAUAUAUAUUUUUUAAACAAAUGAGCGUUCUCCCUCGUUUGCAAGCAGUCGCUGUCUGCGGUAUUGAAAUGUCAGUGCUCUGUUUUAUUUGAUUUAUUUCACCUUUUAUUUGGCCAGGUUAAAGUUCUCAUUUACAACUGCGACCUGGCCAAGAUGAAGCAAAGCAGUGCGACACAAACAACAACAGAGUUACAUGGAAUAAACAAACGUACAGUCAACACAAAAGUCUAUAUACAGUGUGUGCAAAUGUUGAAAUGCCACCUUUUCCUAGACCAUGUUGCUUUGUGCGUAAUAGGAAAGUUCAACAUAUUUCUGUUGAGGAGCAAUGCAGCACGGUUGGGUGACAAGAAAACAGCCCUUGCCAUAAUUGUGCAUGGCAGAUCAUGCUUCUGUAGCCUGUUUGAAUAAUGGCCUACUGAUUCUGUGAGCACCAAGCCUGGAAUAAGCAAUUUCACAAAUGUGGCUGUUUUUAAUCUUGGCUAUGCUGUAAUAAAGGCAUUACACUUUUUGUUAGAACAGCCUCUGGUAUUAUUUAUUUAGUGUGUACACUGUUCCAAAUGAUCAGAAAUUAUGUAUAAUAACCCUCCUUUUUCUUGAUAUUAUUAUGAUCAUUAUAAUAAGGAAUGUCAUUAUCAUUCGGCUUAGUAUAACAGCCUUGUAUAACCACCAUCGAGCUGUAGGCCUAAGAGCACAUCCUGUUUAGUCUUAAUACCGUAAUUUACUUUGGCCUAUAUUUCAAUAGUUAUAUACACCCCUGUACCAAUCAUUCUGAUUUUAAAUGCUUAAAAAAAAAAUAUAUAUAUAUAUAUAUAUAAAGCGACUGUUGAAUAAUUAGCCUUAACAUUAAAUAAACCGCUCUAUUUUGGCAAUUGCAUUCACAAAUGCAUGCGACUGUUUUUAGUCUUGCUGUAAAAGGCUUUACAAAAAAAUACUUUCUGUAUGCAUAUUUGUUUAGUGUUUACAUUUUUCCAAAUGGCCAGAAAUGAUUGGAAUCUAACCGCACCUAUUUGGCACACACAAUAUGCACCCAGCGCUUGCUCGUUACAUUCCUUUUCUUGAUCUCCAAGGUUUUCACAACUAUUCCGUUAUUCCACACAUCUGACUUCCCCUUUUACCUGAGCAACCAGUAAACAUUCAUGUUUUGAGUUAAUUUGUCACGUGCUCUGCAUCCAUUUUGCUGUCACAUGAGUUAUGGAGUUUGGAUUUUCUAACCAAUUUAUUGAUGUGAUUAUGAUAUGCUAUAGGUCAUGCCCCAUUGGUCACGUGCAUGCGACGCAUAGGCCUACAUGUGUCACGUAAAGAGAGCAAGGGUUGAGGGAAUAGGGAAUGUUUUUCCUAAACAUUUGGCUAACUGAACUUUUCAUUUAGAAAUAGCUGUAAUUAUGUUGCUGCUUCAGCAACACAGACAGUGCGCUAAACACUUGUUCUGUGGUGGUUGCUGCAGCUGGGAGGUGGACACAACGGGUGCUAGUCAAACGCUUUUUUUUUAAGAGUACAAGUCGGAGCCCCGCCCUGCACAAUCAAAUCAAUUGUGGUUGGAGUCCCUCUAGUCAUUUGUCUUAAUUAUUUCAUCCAACAGUGUGCUUAAAGCAUCAGACAAGCUCAGUGCAUAUAGUUGAUUUGAUUAAAACACGGGAUGUCUAUAUAUGGGAUAAUACUUAUUUUUUAUUUUGACCUAUUGAAUAGUCGAAACAACCGACUACUCUGUCGACCAAUUGUAUAUAUUUUUUGUCGAGGACAGCCCUAGUGCAUUUCAUGCUUCAAAGUAUCAUCAAUCCUCGUGUCUUAUAUCGGUGACAUUCUCAAGCCAGUGACCAGCCAGCCAAUCGUAAAGGGUUCAGUUCACAAGGACUGUGCCAACCUCCUUGGUGUAGCAGUUUGUAUGUAAACGGUGUCUCAUGCAGCAAACUUAGUGUUGGUUAUCUUGGACUAUAAGUGUCUUGUGUAGAGAACUACCAUGAGCAGUGAACUCAGCCCUAGGGCUGUUGAGUGUGUCUGUCUGCACUGUGAUCCAUUUCCCCUCGGGAGUCUCCGCUUUGAGUGGCCAGUCUGCUUCUCCGUAUCCCCUUCAGAGUGUGAUGCCAGAACUACCCUCUAGGGCCUCAGGGCCUCUACUGGAAAGGGCAAUGCCUUUUCCAAACUCGUUCUGCAAGACCGACGUCGCAAAUGCCCGUCGUGAUGUAUAAGGUGAAAGCGUCUUCAUAGGUGCAACUCCUGACGUUUUGGGGGGUUUGCUAUAACAAUACUUUUCCAGUGUCAACCAAGUCAAGCUUACCUUGCUUUGUAACUGUUUUCAGUCCUCAUGUUUUUGCAUGAUUGGUGUCAUGGCUCUUAUGCAUUUGCCUGUUCCCUCGGGAGUUACAAAAAAUGUUGCUAUAAAGUGACGUAGCCUACAUAGCUAACUAUGUCAAAAUUUUACUUUUUUAAGAUUUGUAAUGUCUGACAUUAAUUGGCACAAGUUCUUUACUUUAACAUUUUAUACAAUCUGUCAUUUACAUCUAGUGCAUGCAUGUACUAUAGUUUUUGUAAUUUAAAUUCCAAAAAGCUUAAUCCACUUAUUUUUUUUACACUUUCAAGUCCUCUACAUCCCUGUAGAUUAGCACACAUAUCCAGUUAUUUGUGUAGUUGUGUCUUAGGAUAACUUUCCCAAAUUCCUAGCUUCGAGCUCAUUGUUUCUCUCUUACUGCAGGGGCCUCGGGUAAUUGUAGGAGGCUGAGGAGCUGCUCCUGGUUUAACAUGUGGUUAACUGAAGAGACUGAUGUCUGUUCAAACCUGAGCAGGGGCGCCUCUGGUCCAUCCUAAAACAAGGAUGUGGUCUAUCCUAGAGCUAGGAAAUGGAUCUGCAGAACCAGGCGGAAGGGAAUUGUGACGCCGCACCAGCAUCCAACCAGCAGAAAAGCUAGAAGUUCAACAGGAGAUUUAUUAUUUUUCUACACACAAUAUUGCAAUAAAAGGUUAAACUUG
Messenger RNA from Salvelinus fontinalis (brook trout), 12049 nucleotides. RefSeq names its product splicing factor, proline- and glutamine-rich-like. The transcript has 12 exons. Gene Ontology annotation, cellular component: nucleus. Gene Ontology annotation, molecular function: RNA binding. The record is from RefSeq and is a predicted model, not a curated record. Bases 145 to 2046 code for a protein of 633 amino acids. Lineage: Eukaryota; Metazoa; Chordata; Actinopteri; Salmoniformes; Salmonidae. Gene Ontology annotation, biological process: regulation of DNA-templated transcription.